Molecule: messenger RNA, 1916 nt
Organism: Exaiptasia diaphana
Lineage: Eukaryota; Metazoa; Cnidaria; Anthozoa; Actiniaria; Aiptasiidae
Product: ATP-dependent RNA helicase DDX55
Exons: 16
Coding region: 1-1620 (539 amino acids)
Cellular component (GO): nucleolus
Molecular function (GO): ATP binding; RNA helicase activity; nucleic acid binding
Source: RefSeq, a predicted model, not a curated record
AUGGCGGCCACGUGGAGUGAAUGUUCCGUAAAUCUUUCCAAUUUGACUCUUUUAUCUGUCAAAAACCUUGGAUUUCAGACAAUGACGCCCGUUCAGUCAGCAACAAUUCCGUUGUUUAUGACCAAUAAGGAUGUAGCAGUUGAAGCAGUUACUGGAUCAGGAAAAACUUUAGCCUUUCUAAUCCCUAUCAUUGAGAUUUUAAAUAGAAGGGAAGACAAAUUGAAAAAGCAUGAGAUUGGAGCUUUGAUCAUAACGCCAACAAGGGAGCUUGCUAAGCAAAUUGAAGAGGUCCUUGGUCACUUUGAACAUGAAUCAAUUGGCAUCAGUCAUAUGCUUUUUAUUGGUGGGGCAGAAACUGCAAAUGAUGUCAAGAGAUUCAAGGAAAAUGGUGGUAAUAUUGUCAUUGGAACCCCUGGACGAUUGGAAGAUUUAUUAACAAGACAACAUCAACACGGAGUAGAUUUAGCUUCACAUCUCAAGUGCUUGGAAGUUCUGGUUCUUGAUGAAGCUGAUAGACUCUUGGACUUAGGGUUUGCAGCAAGCAUUAAUUCAAUCUUGGGAUUUUUACCAAAGCAAAGAAGAACUGGUUUGUUCUCUGCUACACAGACAGAUGAAGUAGAAGCUCUGGUCAGAGCAGGUCUCAGGAAUCCGGUCAGAGUAACAGUCACAGAGAAAUCGAACAAAAAUAAGGUGGGUUGCACUGCAGUUGCAUGCAUAUAUGCUGGUUUGCAAUCAUUCCCUUGGAAUCCCUGUCAGACAGACGAUAGGCAGCCAUGUUGUUUGUUUGAGCUAGGUGUUCUUGUUUGUACCGAUGUAAUGGCUAGAGGAGUAGAUAUCCCAGAAGUCAAUUGGGUCAUACAGUAUGAUCCUCCUAGUAGUGCAAAUGCCUUUGUACAUAGAUGUGGCAGAACAGCACGAAUCGGAAAUGAAGGGAAUGCGGUGGUUUUUCUACUGCCUCAAGAAGAUUCAUAUGUACAGUUUAUAUCCAUAAAUCAAAAGGUACCACUUCAGAAACUGGAAAUAGAUAAAGAAUUUCCUAACCUUAUACCAAAAUUCAAAAAGCUAGCUACAAAAGAUAGGGAUCUAUUUGAAAAAGGAACAAAAGCAUUUGUGUCGUUUGUGCAGGCUUAUCGCAAGCACGAGUGCAGUCUUAUUUUUAAAUUUAAAGACUUAGAUCUUGGUCGACUAGCGGAGGGAUUUGGACUUCUUAAGCUACCAAAAAUGCCCGAGUUAAAAGACGUUAAUGUACAAGGAUUUUCACCGGUGAUUAUGGAUUACGACAAAAUCCCUUACCAAACAAAAAUCCGCGAAAAACAACGACAGCUCAAACUACAAGAACAAAAAGAUGGAAACACUAAACAGAAGAACAAUAAACGAAAGGCAACUAAUGAUCRGUCUUGGUCUAAAAACAAAGAAAGAGUCUUAAAACGAGCUAAAAGAAAAGCAAGAAGAGACUUCCAGCGAAAACAGAAACAUAAAUUUGAUGAUGAUGAGCUUGAUGAACUUGCYGAUGAGGCGCGAUUGGUGAAAAAGUUAAAAACUGGCAAAAUCACAAAAAGUGAAUUCGAUGAUGUAUUCAUUGGAACAGAGGACUCAACAGAGAUGAAUUCAGGUCCGUAAGAUCAAUUUUUUUUGCACCAAAUCAAAGCUUCCCGUUUUGCCUCCGUCUCUGCUUACUUCCUUAACUGUAUGRUUGGUCUUUCGGAAACCAAGACCGGUACUCUUUUUACAAAUUUAGUUUAAAAACAAAGAUAAAAUUYCUUUCCCUUGAGAACCAGAAGCUGGACUUAACGUCACUGUCUCAAGCAUGUUUGCGCCGCGCAAAGGAAAGUGGAAUAAUGUACAGAAUGAAUAGUUGAAAUAAAUGACAAAAACAAAAAUGUAGGCAAUAAAAAGUAAAGAAAUGUUUGCUGUCA